Molecule: messenger RNA, 237 nt
Organism: Mycosarcoma maydis (corn smut)
Lineage: Eukaryota; Fungi; Basidiomycota; Ustilaginomycetes; Ustilaginales
Product: putative NADH-ubiquinone oxidoreductase
Exons: 3
Coding region: 1-237 (78 amino acids)
Source: RefSeq, a predicted model, not a curated record
AUGGACAAGCUUCCGAGCGCUGAAGAGAUGCGAGAAACGCUCGCGCAACGAGAGGAAAAGAUCCGAGAAUCAUGGGUGCGAACUAUGGAGGCAAGAAUCGUCCGUGAAGAAUUGCAAAAGUGCCACAAGGCCGAAGGCGUCAACCACUACCAGGUCUGCAGUGAUCUCGCCAAAAAGUACCAUUCGCUGUUGGCCGAUGCCAAGGUCAAGGGCUUCCGAGUUAUCGACACUGCGUAA